AUGCUCCUAUCCACUCACUAUCCACGAACCACCACCUCGCUCCACACUGUCUACGAACCACCACCUCGCUCCAUACUGUCCACGAACCACCACCUCGCUCCACACUGUCUACGAACCACCACCUCGAUCCACACUGUCUACGAACCACCACCUCGCUCCACACUGUCUACGAACCACCACCUCGCUCCACACUGUCCACGAACCACCACCUCGCUCCACACUGUCUACGAACCACCACCUCGAUCCACACUGUCUACGAACCACCACCUCGAUCCACACUGUCUACGAACCACCACCUCGAUCCACACUGUCUACGAACCACCACCUCGCUCCACACUGUCUACGAACCACCACCUCGCUCCACACUGUCUACGAACCACCACCUCGAUCCACACUGUCUACGAACCACCACCUCGCUCCACACUGUCUACGAACCACCACCUCGCUCCACACUGUCCACGAACCACCACCUCGCUCUACACUGUCUACGAACCACCACCUCGAUCCACACUGUCUACGAACCACCACCUCGCUCCACACUGUCUACGAACCACCACCUCGCCCCACACUGUCCACGAACCACCACCUCGAUCCACACUGUCUACGAACCACCACCUCGAUCCACACUGUCUACGAACCACCACCUCGAUCGACACUGUCCACGAACCACCACCUCGCUCCACACUGUCUACGAACCACCACCUCGCUCCACACUGUCCACGAACCACCACCUCGAUCCACACUGUCCACGAACCACCACCUAGCUCCACACUGUCCACGAACCACCAUCUAGCUCCUCACUAUCCACGAACCACCACCUAG
Messenger RNA from Penaeus chinensis, 822 nucleotides. Its product is annotated as E3 ubiquitin-protein ligase Hakai-like. Lineage: Eukaryota; Metazoa; Arthropoda; Malacostraca; Decapoda; Penaeidae. The record is from RefSeq and is a predicted model, not a curated record. The transcript has a single exon. Bases 1 to 822 code for a protein of 273 amino acids.